AUGUCUAUCCCAACCAGCGAACUCGUCAUUUUUGACACUACAGAAGCGAUUCGUAAGGAUCGCUCAAUUUUGAAACCUGCAUUCGAGCUAGUUUCAAAGUCUAGAUGUGCGCCUGCCUACGUUGGAAUCCAGAUCGAGAAUCCUGCUAAAGGCUAUGUCUUCAUGAACUGGGACAGCCUAGCACACCAUCAAGCGAUGCUGGCUUCCCCUUCGUACCCGAACCUGCUCGAAGCUCUGAAACCUGGAUAUGGGGGCUGGUCGAAGAUGUACCAUGUGAUUUUUAAUGCCCAGCCCGUCGCAGUCAAGCAGCCUGUCACGGAAGUUCUCCUCCUUACUCUUAAGAACCCCAGUAACCGCACAGAGGUGUUUGACAUCCUCACCAAGUUCUCGGACUCAACUAAGAAGAUGGCCGUAUUUGGUCCUACACUGGAAGAUAAGAAUGUGAUUAUUCUCGUUGCUGGUUGGCGGAGCGUUGAGGUAUGCGUGGAGAUUAUUGCAAUUUUAGACAUACUGAUGCCGUCGACUUCUAGGCUCAUUGGGAGGCGGUCGCUAAGCCUGAGACGAAAGCUGCGCUUGAACGGUUGUACACUCUUGCCAACAAGGACCAUCUAUUCCACACCAGCCUCACCUCUUUCACGGGAAAGUAGGGUUUGUCUCUUGAGGAUACUGAAGUCGAAUUCAAAGCAUGUAAUACUAUAUUCUAAGUUUCUGGAAAGCAUACCCAGACCUUAUAAGCCCA
Suillus plorans is the source of this 739-nucleotide messenger RNA. RefSeq lists its product as uncharacterized. The annotation marks the transcript as partial. NCBI's taxonomy places the organism in Eukaryota, Fungi, Basidiomycota, Agaricomycetes, Boletales, Suillaceae. The record is from RefSeq and is a predicted model, not a curated record. The transcript has 4 exons.